This is a messenger RNA of Anisakis simplex (herring worm), 732 nucleotides long. The record is from the annotation of a GenBank genome assembly. NCBI's taxonomy places the organism in Eukaryota, Metazoa, Nematoda, Chromadorea, Rhabditida, Anisakidae.
AUGAUCAAUGUGGCUGAAUUGAAGAAGGACAAAUGUUUCAUAAAACUGAUCAAAAAAUUGCAAAAAGAUAUGGAUGAAUUGAAGAAACGUCACCAGAAGCAACGUGAUUCAAUUCAGAAACAGCAGCAAUCGAAUGUGGAGAAGUUGAUGUGUGAUAGUCAUAAACAGUCAAAGAAACGCACCGUGACUGGCACAGCAUCGAAUCAUUCUCGACAUCAAACGCUCUCGAACAGGCAGUCAGAUCCAUCGAAUAUAUCACCCAAUAUGGCCAACAGUCAUAAAAUGCGCUCCUUGGUAAUGACCCAAACAGACGAGUGGUCAGCGAUGGUUCGGAGGCAUGAAACGGAAUGCUAUGAAUUGCGACGUACACAUAUCAGGGAGGAGUUCGACCUUCUCAAUAAGCUGUUGCUAGAGGCUCAAAAGCAGCAAAUGAACGCACUGAAAUUGCGGUUAGAAACCGAGAACAAGGAACUGAAGCAGACACAAACCAAAAAGAGUAUGGACGAUGCACGUGCGAUUCAACAGGAUAAAAGUAUCAAAACGAAGGCCGAAAAGGAUAGACGAGUGAAAGAGAUGAACGAAAAAAACUUGAAGAUGUUUUUCGAGGAACGUAAAAGGCUGGCCAUCAAAUCGCAGAAGCAUGAAGAACAGUUAUCGAAGAGGCAUCAAGAGCAAUGUGAAGCGUUAGAAAAGGAUGCUGUAAAGGUAUGGCGCAUUAAUCGCGACAGUUAA